This is a messenger RNA of Trichoderma citrinoviride, 2397 nucleotides long. RefSeq lists its product as hypothetical. Gene Ontology annotation, biological process: positive regulation of transcription by RNA polymerase II. The coding region runs from base 1 to 2397 and encodes 798 amino acids. The record is from RefSeq and is a predicted model, not a curated record. The transcript is spliced from 5 exons. Lineage: Eukaryota; Fungi; Ascomycota; Sordariomycetes; Hypocreales; Hypocreaceae. Gene Ontology annotation, cellular component: nucleus.
AUGAACCCCAUGGGCGGCCCAGUUGGCAGCGCACCGAUGCCCAUGAUGAAUAAUGGCGCUAUGAACCCCCAGAUCGCCGCGGCAGCUGCGGCAAGACAGCAGCAGGCCAACGAGAACCAGCGUGGCGUCCUCAACACAUAUAUCUACGAGUACUUCCUCCGGCAUCAGAUGUACGAGUGUGCCCGCUCGCUUCUCAACAGCGACCAACAAGUCAACGUCAACAAGGAGGCUGCCGGCCGUCGCGAAAAUGGCAACGGCAUGAACGGCGUUGAUGACCCUAUGGACACGGAUUCAAAGGACGACGGCGACUCUAAACUCCCCGACGACUUGCCUCCGCCAAAGCUGCCCAUGCCAGCCUCCGACACAUCCUUUCUCUACGAGUGGUUUUGCGUCUUCUGGGACAUAUACACUGCCCGCGGUGGCAAGGGCGGAAGUGGCAUCGUGCAGCAAUACGUCCAGCACACACAGCAGCAACAGCGAAAGCAGACUCAGCAACAAGAGCUGCUGCGUCAAAUGCGCCCUGACCUGGCUCAGCAGCAAUACCAGGCGCAAUUCAUGCGAAACAUGCAGAACAACCCCAUGGCAAUGACCAUGAACAAAAACAACCUCGCUCGGGCCGCCAUGGCCAACAACCAAAACCCUCAAAUGCAGAUGCUUCAAGCAAAGCAGAACCAGAUGCAACGAGAUCCUUCCGGCAUGGACGGCAACCGUGACCGGCCAACCUCUCCCGCCUCAGGGGAGAACGCACCGUCUCCUUCGAAACGCCCCCGCAUCGAGGGCGGUCCUUUCAACGGCAACCAGCCCGGCACCAUGUUGCCAAACGGCGCUCGCGCUGGCCAGAUGCCCGGUGGUCCGCAGAUGGGCAAUGUAGCCAACGCUCAGCAAGUUCUCGCCGCCAACGGCAUCAACCCUGCCCAGCUCAACCCCCAGCAGAUGCAGAACUUCGCCAACACGCCGCCAGCCGCUCAGCACAAGUCGAUUGCUACUUACUCUCACAAUCUUCAGCAGCACCACGGCAACCAGAUCGGCAACAAGCAGAUCCCCGGCGUAGGCGGCCCCCAGAAUCAGAGCUCGCCAAUGAUGCCCCAGGGCCCUGACGGCAACUCCCUGGGCGCCUUCUACAACCCCGAGAUGAACGGCCCCGGCGGCAUGCGACAAGGGCCCGGCGGCCCUCAGGCCGCUGCUGCUGGUAGCAAUCACGCGCUGCAGGACUAUCAAAUGCAGCUCAUGCUGCUCGAGCAGCAGAACAAGAAGCGUCUGAUGAUGGCCCGCCAGGAGCAGAGCGACAUGAUGCCUCGAGACGGCCAGCAACCCGGGCCCGGCCCCAACGGACAGUUCCCCGACACGUCGCCCCAGGCAAUGCGGUCCGGCGCUUCCCCCAACCCCGCGGAGCAGAUGAAGCGUGGCACGCCCCAGAUGAACAACUCGGGCAUUCCCUCGCCGGUCCCUGACGGUGGCCAGUCACGCGAGUCCCCCAACGCCAUGAACUUCCUGGGCAACCACGUCGACGUCAACAUGGCGCCUCACUUCUACAAGGGAGUGGACGGCAACAUGGCGCAGGCCCAGAUGAACGGCAUGCGCCCGCCUAGCUCGCACCCGGGCCAGCCUUUCAAUGGCCCCAUGAACGCGCAGAUGAUGGCUGCCCGGCAACAGCAGGGCCAGCAGGGCAACCCGCAACAACAGUGGCAGCCGGGCAUGAACGGCCAGAUGAUGCCGCAGGGCAUGCAGCAAGGCCAGCAGGGCCAGCAGGUCCAGGGAACUCCGCAGCAGCGAUCCAUGCCUCCCCCGUCGGCGCCAGCAGCCGCAGCGGCCAACGCGAACAACCGGACGACCGCGUCGCCCCAGCAGGCCGCGGCAGCACCUCCCACGCCUAGUCAGAGCAACAAGGCGGCGCCCAAGAAGAAGGACACCAAGAAUGCCAAGGACAAGCGAACCGCUGCGCAGAAGAAGUCCAACCAGAACCUCAACAACGCCGCCGCCGCCUCAGCGGAGAACGGCGGCGAGGCCGACGCGGCAGCACCCGCGACUCCCAUCACGCCCGUCGUCAGCGCGGCCUUUAAGAACGGCCAGCCCGGAGGCCCCGUGCCCAACGCAACUGCUGCGGCGGCGACAACAGGCAUCCCCGCCCCGACAGCCGCGGCCAGCGCGCCGGUGCCCCCUCAAGCCGCUCCCGUGCCUCAGCCUACGCACGACCUUGCUCAGAAUAACGGCCUGAGCAUGGACAACUUUUCGAUGCCGGACUUUGGCAUGGAGCUGGCCAACCCGCUGCACUCUGACAACGUGCUGAAUGACUUUGACUUUGACUCGUUCUUGAACGACGGCGACGGGAACAACGAGCCGUUUGACUUUAACGGCUCAUACCCAGGGAUGGAGGGCGGCGAGAUCAGCGCGGAAUAG